CCUUAAGCUUUUUUGUCUUUUUGUUUCUUUCUCUUCAUUUUCUGCUUGACCAAACAGGUUGUUUUUCAUUUUCUAACUUGGGUCUUCUGGGAAAUUUUCUGGGCUUUUUGUUGAAAAAAAAUGACUGUCGAGGUUAAGGUUGAAGUUGAAGAGACUCAAAUGGGUGAAGUUUCGGUCAGUGAAGAGGUGUCUAACAAGAAGGAAGCAGUAGAUGAAUGUAAGCCUACAACGGUUGAAAAAAGCUCUUCUUACAAGGAAGAGAGUAACUUUCUCUCUGAUCUUAAGGAGUUUGAGAAGAAGGCUUUGAUUGAUUUGAGGGCGAAAGUGGAAGAAGCCAUUCUUGGCAACAAUGUUUAUAAGAAAGAAGAGGAGCCAAAGAAGAACGAGAAGGCAGUGGAAGAGACUGCCGAGGAGAAGAAGAAGCCAGUGAAGGAAGGAGAAGAAGAAGAGGGGAAAGAUGCAGAAAAGUCGGCUGAGGAAUCGAAACCAGAAUGUGCUGAAACAGAAAAGGAAGGGGAGAAAGAGGAAACGCGUGAAGUGAUUGUUGAAGAAAAAGUUGAAGAAGUGGAUAGAGAUAUUUCCCUUUGGGGUGUACCCCUUUUGCCUAGUAAAGGAGCUGAAGGCACUGAUGUAGUCCUUCUGAAGUUCUUGAGGGCCAGGGAGUUUAAGGUCAAUGACGCUUUUGAGAUGCUUAAGAAGACCCUCCAAUGGAGAAAGGAUUCUAAGAUCGAUUCGAUCUUGGAUGAGGAGUUGUGUGUUGAUUUAAGCUCUGCUGUAGAUGUUAAUGGCGUUGACAGGGAAGGACACCCUGUUUGUUACAAUGUGUUUGGAGUGUUUGAGAACGAAGAGCUUUACCAAAAGACUUUUGGUACAGAGGAAAAGAGGAGCCAUUUCUUGAGAUGGAGGUGCCAGCUUAUGGAGAAGAGCAUUCAGAAGCUUGACUUGAAGCCUAGAGGAGUGUCUUCUUUUCUUAAUAUCAGUGACCUUAAGAACUCGCCUGGACCUUCCAAGAAGGAGCUUAGAAUCGCAACAAAGCAAGCUGUUGGCCUAUUACAGGACAAUUACCCUGAGUUGGUUGCUAAGAAUAUAUUCAUCAAUGUUCCAUUCUGGUACUACGCUCUCAACACCCUUUUGUCACCUUUCAUUACUCAAAGAACCAAGAGCAAAUUUGUUAUUGCUCGCCCAGCAAAGGUCACAGAAACACUCUUAAAGUAUAUUCCAGCUGAGGAAAUUCCUUUCAAAUAUGGUGGUUUCAAGAGGGAGAAUGACUAUGAAUUCUAUGGUGAUGACAACUCUGUUUCAGAACUAUAUCUUAAAGCAGGCAUGACUGAAACCAUUGAGAUACCUGCACCAGAGGCUGAUGCUACAUUAAUCUGGGAUGUGGCUGUUUUGGGUUGGGAAGUACACUACAAGGAGGAAUUUGUUCCCAGCGAUGAAGGAUCUUACACCAUCAUUGUUCAGAAAGGGAAGAAAAUGGGUUCACAAGAAGGACCUCUUCGCAACACCUUUAGAAGCAAUGAGCCUGGAAAGGUUGUCCUAACGAUUGAAAACACUUCUAACAAAAAGAAAAGGGUUAUGUAUCGGUUCAAGACCAAGAAGAGUCCCUCUUCCUUCUAAGAACUCAAAAUAUACAUAUGGAAAACAGUGGCGAAUAUGUUAUGUUGUUCAAUUUUUCAUUCUUUUAAACAUUCUUUAAGCAACAAGUGAUUGAGAGGAUAGUGAAAUGUGAAAAAAUUCAUUCUUUUGCCGGAUUAGAAUCAUGAAAUGUAGUAUGUGGUUUGAACUGUUUGCUGUAAUUUACAUGUUCGAAAUUUGUGAGAGUGAAAUAUUGGUAUAUUUGUUUGAAAUACAAUUUUCUAUUAUGAGUAUUGUUUUCCAUUUCAUUUUGAA
This is a messenger RNA of Humulus lupulus (European hop), 1890 nucleotides long. RefSeq names its product patellin-4. Bases 121 to 1617 code for a protein of 498 amino acids. Gene Ontology annotation, molecular function: lipid binding. The transcript is spliced from 4 exons. The record is from RefSeq and is a predicted model, not a curated record. Lineage: Eukaryota; Viridiplantae; Streptophyta; Magnoliopsida; Rosales; Cannabaceae.